Medioppia subpectinata is the source of this 417-nucleotide messenger RNA. NCBI's taxonomy places the organism in Eukaryota, Metazoa, Arthropoda, Arachnida, Sarcoptiformes, Oppiidae. The record is from the annotation of a GenBank genome assembly.
ACUUCGGAGGGCGUCAUACGUGUCAUCACUGGAUUCACGGCAGACAACCGUUACGUCUAUUAUUACCACACAAUCAAAAAGACCAUUCGACUAAUCCGUUUAGAAGACGCCAAAGUCAUCGCCAACUAUAGACUCGGCGCCGACGCGACGGACAUCCGGUCGUCGCCCGACUCCGAGUUCUUAGCGGUCGGCGGACUCGACGGCUCACUCGUCGUCCUAAUCAUAGCCGACGCCCGCACUCAGCACUGUCUCAAACGUGUCCACCGAUUGCCCUCACGAGUGGCCCAAACGCUUCCCAACGCUCGCCGACAGCCGUACAACACGUGGAGAAGUGUCGCCAAAAUGGCCGUCAUUUCGGCCAAACGUGAGGCCGACAGCGGUUCCCAAUCCGACUCCAAGACCUGUGCGUUGUGUUAA